Molecule: messenger RNA, 477 nt
Organism: Colletotrichum truncatum
Lineage: Eukaryota; Fungi; Ascomycota; Sordariomycetes; Glomerellales; Glomerellaceae
Source: RefSeq, a predicted model, not a curated record
AUGAUGGAGACUCUUUCGUUGCUUGUAGAUAGCAUGGCCCCAACAGAUAUUGCCCACGCCUCAAGCAGGUCGAAUGAGGCUGUUUUCCUAUCUGUUGGAUCAUCAUCAUCAUCCAGAGAUCUCCGAUUUAUCGGCAAUGGCGAAAUCAGUUACCAUCACCUCAGUGUGUUGACAACCAAAGUUCAAGAGGAUAAAGUCACUAUAAAUGUCUUGGUCAUGUUGGCUGCACAUUUCAACCACAUUGUUCAUAGCGCUCUUACUAUGUAUAUUACACCCCGCGACCGCACUGGAGAUAGGCUCUGUCCCCUUGUGUUUGAGGUUGCGGACGUAUAUGCCCGCUUCUUGCUUUCAGCAGAGUGGGCCUUGCCAUGUCAGUCUUCUCGGUGUUUGGGAAGACUAAUUAAACUCGGAUGUUUCAGUACUUCCAGAACGGAACUCCUGGCAGCAUAUCACGGGGAUCAGUUUGAAAUAUGCUGA